AAUUUGUAGCAUGUUGUUUGUUUGUUUAAUUGCUGCCACUCAAGCAUCGCUUCGGGCUUCGGUAAAAAGUGUACAUUAUAUUUUGUUGUUUAUGUUGAAUGAAAGUACCUGCGCUGUAAACCAAUAAUAUACUGCAUCAGAUAUUUAUCCAUCGCAAUACGCAACAAGUGAAUUAGCGCAAGUAUUAUUACAUCAACGCUUACGAAAGCUGAUGUUUUAGGCACGUCUCCGAAUCAGCGAGUGUUAAUUGCUAAUUGCCGUAGUAAUUAGAUUUAACUCACGGCUACUCAUUGCCAAGACACACCCACAAUUCGAUUCAAAACAUGGCAACGCUAGACGACAAGCUGUUGGGUGAAAAGAUACACAACUAUUGCAGCAGCAGCGAAGAUGAGGCCGGAGACGAUGAAUGUGAUUCGAGCGAGGCUUCCGGUACGGGGAAGGGCUCCGGUAAGCAGGGCUCAUCAUCGAAAUCCGGAUUUCGCCGAGAAGCCGAUAUUGAGCCCAGCUCGUUGUCGCAGAACAAGACUCACUGGACAGGUACGGCGGGCAAUACGGGUCCGAAGGGUGUGAUACAAGAUUGGCAGAGGUUCAAACAACUAGAGGCCGAACGGCGAGAGCAGGAUGAAAUGGAAAAGGUGCGCUUGCUUAAGAAGCUCAGCAUUACCGCACGCACCAAGGAAGAGGACAAGGCGGCCGAAGCAAUGAACGAGCUGGACGCCGAGUUCCAGGAGCUAAUGGAUGAGGAUUUUCUGCUUGAGUAUCAGCGGAAGCGGAUGGCCGAGAUGCUUGCGAUGAUGGACAAAAAGGGUUGCUUCGGGGAAUUGAUCCACCUGAAGGAUGGUGGCGAAUUCUUGCAGGCCGUCGAUAAGGAAGAUAAAAACGCGACCGUUGUCAUACAUAUCUACCGUGAAAAGUAUGAUCCAUGCAUCAAGAUGAACGAAGCCCUGAGCAAACUAGCGAAGGAGUACACGAACGUAAAGUUCUGUAAAUUCAUUAGCAGCGAUGCUGGGUUGAGCAAUUUGUUCAAAACAUCCGGCGUUCCUGCACUGCUGAUUUACAAAGGAGGACAGAUGAUCGGUAAUUUUGUAAAGCUGGUCGACGAUCUGAGCGAUGAGUUUGAUUUUGCCGACGUUGAGAGCUUUCUGGUGGAGAAUGGAAUCAUCAAUGACAAAUCCUGCAAACCGACCAUCUUUGAGCAAAAGUAGAACAAGGAUCUCAUUUUUACUUACAAGAACAAAUUAUAUUUUAUGAAAAAAAAAUGAAAAGAAAUAAUUUUGCGCCACGCAUUCACACAUUAUUCACCCGUCGUAAAUCAUAAUCGGAUAGCUGAUACAAUAGUGUUAAGCUUUAUAAAACUUAGUACUUUUUACGCUAAUGGCUAGGCUAAACGAUGGAAGCAAUGCAAGCCUGACGCUGUUUAGUAUUCUGAAACAGGGCUCGAACCAUAUGUUUGAUUUCUUCCGCGCUGAAACACAUUGUAAGGGGACCUUUGCCUUCGGCCCACAACUCCGUGAUUUCUACCAGUGAGCCACACAAUAUUUGUCGCAGUUGCAGCAACUUUGUCCACUGUUUGACGAGCUGGUGAAUCUCGCUAGGUUCCUGAAAAUAGAACAAUAAAAUGUGAACAUGACCACUGUCA
Anopheles arabiensis is the source of this 1639-nucleotide messenger RNA. Its product is annotated as phosducin-like protein. Gene Ontology annotation, biological process: regulation of G protein-coupled receptor signaling pathway. The record is from RefSeq and is a predicted model, not a curated record. NCBI's taxonomy places the organism in Eukaryota, Metazoa, Arthropoda, Insecta, Diptera, Culicidae. The transcript has a single exon. The coding region runs from base 324 to 1205 and encodes 293 amino acids.